Molecule: messenger RNA, 252 nt
Organism: Gongylonema pulchrum
Lineage: Eukaryota; Metazoa; Nematoda; Chromadorea; Rhabditida; Gongylonematidae
Source: the annotation of a GenBank genome assembly
AUGCGGACCGAUGAUGGUGCACUCUCAGACAGAUUUCCAGUGAGUAGUUCAGCAGACGCUCGCAAUAUUUUUGGUACAGCUGACGGUGAUGCGAAAUCAGGCAGCUCUCCAAAUGAUAUUGUUUCUCCAACAGUUAUGACAUCAUCCGGUUUUACAACAUCUUCCGGUUUUCAAGAUUCUCCAGAGAGGUCACCGGACAAGGAUGCCGAGUUUGGCGAAAAAUUUUCCGACAUGACUGUCACGCUGAAGUAA